AUGUCUUACGACGAUAUCGAGAAUGCCACACCAGACAUUGUGAUUGGAUCCACGCUCCCUGAAAACGAAGAGGACAUGGUCUACGAGCACGAUGUCGAGUCUGGCUGUGAGGAACAGGAACAAGAAGCUCCAGCCAAGGAGAAGAAGCUGGUGGCCUUUGCUGGUUUAGACGACGAGUACGAUGCCGAGGCCGCUCGUAAAGAGUUCGAGGAAGGUGGUGGUCUUCCCGAGCAGCCAGACGACAUUGACGUAUCGACCUUGACUCCAACUUCUCCAGAGAUCAUCAACAGACAGGCCACUAUCAACAUCGGUACGAUUGGUCACGUCGCCCACGGUAAGUCCACUGUGGUGAGAGCUAUUUCGGGUGUUCAGACCGUCCGUUUCAAGGACGAGUUGGAGAGAAAUAUCACCAUCAAGUUGGGAUACGCCAACGCCAAAAUCUACAGAUGCAGCGAUCCAAAGUGUCCGCCUCCAGGGUGCUACCGUUCGUUCAAAUCCGACAAGGAGAUUCACCCCAAGUGCGACGUUCCAGGUUGUGAAGGGCGUUACAACUUGGUGCGCCAUGUUUCGUUUGUGGACUGUCCCGGUCAUGACAUUUUGAUGAGUACCAUGUUGUCAGGUGCCGCUGUCAUGGACGCCGCCUUGUUGCUUGUUGCUGGCAACGAGAGCUGUCCGCAGCCACAAACAUCGGAGCACUUGGCUGCCAUUGAAAUCAUGAAGUUGAAGCACGUCAUCAUUUUGCAGAACAAGGUGGAUUUGAUGAGAGAGGAGCUGGCGUUGGAGCACCAGAAAUCCAUCUUGAGCUUUAUCAGAGGCACCAUCGCCGACGGCGCUCCAAUUGUGCCAAUCUCGGCUCAAUUGAAGUACAACAUCGACGCCGUCAACCAGUUGAUCUGCGACUACAUCCCCGUUCCUCCAAGAGACUUCAUGGCAUCUCCACGUUUGAUCGUGAUUAGAUCUUUCGAUGUCAACAAGCCCGGUGCUGAGAUCGAGGACUUGAAAGGUGGUGUUGCUGGUGGGUCCAUCUUGAACGGUGUUUUCAAGAUUGGCGACGAGAUCGAAAUCAGACCUGGUAUCGUCACCAAGGACGACAAUGGUAAGAUCCAGUGCAAGCCAAUUUUCUCCAACAUCGUUUCUCUUUUCGCCGAGCACAAUGACUUGAAGUUUGCCGUGCCCGGUGGUUUAAUUGGUGUGGGUACUAAAGUCGACCCAACCUUGUGCAGAGCCGAUAGAUUGGUGGGUCAAGUUGUGGGCGCCAAGGGCAACUUGCCUUCCAUCUACACCGACAUCGAGAUCAACUACUUCUUAUUGAGAAGAUUAUUGGGUGUGAAGACCGAGGGCCUGAAACAGGGUGCUAAGGUGCGUAACUUGGAGUCCGGUGAAGUGUUGAUGGUCAACAUCGGCUCUACCGCCACCGGCGCCCGUGUGGUUGCCGUCAAGGCCGAUAUGGCUCGUUUGCAAUUGACUUCUCCAGCAUGUACCGAGGUGAACGAAAAGAUCGCCUUGUCCAGACGUAUCGAGAAGCACUGGCGUUUGAUUGGUUGGGCCACCAUAAAGAAAGGUACAACUUUAGACCCUGUUGCUUAG
Messenger RNA from Candidozyma auris, 1587 nucleotides. It is a transcript of the gene GCD11, whose product is annotated as translation initiation factor eIF2 subunit gamma. NCBI's taxonomy places the organism in Eukaryota, Fungi, Ascomycota, Pichiomycetes, Serinales, Metschnikowiaceae. The record is from RefSeq and is a predicted model, not a curated record. Gene Ontology annotation, molecular function: tRNA binding; GTP binding; translation initiation factor activity. Gene Ontology annotation, biological process: formation of translation preinitiation complex; positive regulation of translational fidelity. The transcript has a single exon. Gene Ontology annotation, cellular component: eukaryotic translation initiation factor 2 complex; cytosol. The coding region runs from base 1 to 1587 and encodes 528 amino acids.